Juglans regia (Persian walnut) is the source of this 1362-nucleotide messenger RNA. Its product is annotated as MADS-box transcription factor 23-like. The record is from RefSeq and is a predicted model, not a curated record. The transcript is spliced from 8 exons. Gene Ontology annotation, biological process: positive regulation of transcription by RNA polymerase II. NCBI's taxonomy places the organism in Eukaryota, Viridiplantae, Streptophyta, Magnoliopsida, Fagales, Juglandaceae. Gene Ontology annotation, cellular component: nucleus. The coding region runs from base 96 to 836 and encodes 246 amino acids. Gene Ontology annotation, molecular function: RNA polymerase II cis-regulatory region sequence-specific DNA binding; protein dimerization activity; DNA-binding transcription factor activity, RNA polymerase II-specific.
CGACCAAAGCCAAAACGAUUUGGAAACCUCGGUUUGUCUUCACUACUUCGAACCACCACCAUAAAAUAAGAAAAAGCUAGGGUUGGAAGGCCGGGAUGGGGAGGGGGAAGAUUGUGAUAAGGAGGAUCGACAAUUCGACGAGCAGGCAAGUGACUUUCUCGAAGCGGAGGAACGGCUUGCUGAAGAAGGCGAAGGAGCUGGCCAUACUUUGCGACGCCGAGGUCGGAGUGGUGAUCUUCUCCAGCACUGGCAAGCUUUAUGAUUUCGCCAGCACCAGCAUGAAAUCAGUAAUUGAACGGUACCAUAAAUCAAAAGAGGAACAUCACCAACUUGGGAACCCAACCUCAGAAGUCAAGUUUUGGCAAAGGGAGGCAGCAAUGUUAAGGCAACAAUUGCAGAACUUGCAAGAAAAUCAUCGGCAAAUGAUGGGUGAAGAACUUUCUGGUUUGAAUGUCAAAGAAUUGCAGAAUUUGGAGAACCAAUUGGAAAUGAGUCUACGGGGUGUUCGUAUGAAAAAGGACCAAAUUUUAAUGGACGAAAUAGAAGAAUUAACCAGAAAGGGAAACCAAAUUCACCAGGAAAAUGUUGAACUGUAUAAGAAGGUAAACCUAAUUCGUCAAGAAAACAUGGAAUUAUAUAAGAAGGUUUAUGGACCAAGGGAUGUGAAUGGAGCAAACCGAACUUCCCUUCUCUUAGAUGGUCUUGGCAUUGGAGAGGACUCGCAUGCACCUGUCCAUCUCCAGCUUAGCCAGCCACAGCAACAAAACUAUGAGACACCAACAAGAGCCACAAAAUUGGGGUAUAUUACUCUCUGGAACCAAAUAUUUCAAUCAUGAAUGCCAAUUUACUUUCCUAAAGCAUGAUCCAAAACUGGUUUCCUUGAUGACAGCAGCAGACUACAACUGCAUUAGCAAAGAAGACACAACUGGGGAUGGAUAAUGCUUCGUCUCUAUCAAUAAAAUGGCCUAUGGUUAUAGAUUUAUGUUUUUAUCAGUAAGGUAUGCUAUAAGAGCAAUAGACAAUUCAGCAAAAAGAUACUUGUUUGAAAUGAUCAAUGAAACCAGAUACUUAUGUAGCUUUAUAAGAUUAACUGUACUAAGACUAAUUGAAAUGGAUUGCAUGUGAACUGUCUUUUAGCAGACUUUAAGUCUUAUCCUUGAAAGAAGCAAACUGACUAAAAGGUUGAUAAUAGUAAUCUUUUUGGUAAAUAGGACAGGUGAAAAAAUAUAACUAAAAACCAACACCAACAUGUACUUCCAAGUAAGAUUAUAACUUAUAGACAAGAAUAACAACAAAAGCAUCUCAAACAAAAUACUCUGGGAACAAAACUGCAUAUUUCAGUUCAACGAAGGACAUCAAAAA